GUUAAACAUGGCUGCGCUCUUGAGAUCGGCCCGGCUACUGAAGAUUUCCCCCGCUUCUCUGCUCCAGAUCACCGGAGCGAACAUACAUGGGUCGGCAGUUGCUCGUCUGUGCGGAGGAGCGAUUGGUGGCAGAGUUGCCGGAAUCCGUGCGACACAAGUAACACAUUCCUUCGGCGUGAACAGAGUUUCAUGGCCCUACGCAGGGGUGCGUCACUUUGCGGUGGCCCCAAAGCAGCAGGGGGUGUCCAAGGAUGAGGGCAGCUCGGCUGUGCGGGCCCGGCAGGCCCAGCAGUUUGACUGGGCACUCGGAAAGUUGGACAGCUCUGUUCGCCGGACGGGACGAAUCACCAAGACCCUGCUGCUGCGUAUCUUCCACGAUAUCUGUCGCUCAGGGUACCCCAGUGGGAACCAGGCUCUGUUGCUUCUGCGUAGCUGUGGGUCCCUUCUCCCAGAGAUGCCCCUAUCAGAGCGCAACGAGCUGGCACACCGCAUCUGGGACAAGCUGCAGGAGCUGGGGGCGUCCUAUGAUGCAAGUCACUACAACGCCCUGCUCAAGGUUUACCUGCAGAACGAGUUUAAAUUCUCCCCCACUGAAUUCCUGGCCAAGAUGGAGGCUGCCAACGUACAGCCUAACCGAGUGACCUAUCAGAGACUGAUUGCGGCCUACUGCCAGGAGGGGGACAUCGAAGGGGCAAGCAAGAUCCUGGGCUUCAUGAAGAGCAAAGACCUGCCAAUCACUGAGGCUGUCUUCAAUUCCCUGGUCACAGGCCACGCCCGUGCAGGGGACAUGGAGAGUGCAGAGAACAUCCUGCCGGUGAUGAGAGGAGCUGGCAUCGAGCCGGGGCCCGACACCUACCUGGCACUGCUCACCGCCUACGCCGAGAAAGGAGACAUGGAAAAAAUAAGACAGAUCCUGGAGGCACUGGACAAGGGUGACGCCACCCUGAUGGACAGGGACUUCAUGCAGUUGGUCUUCAGCCUGGCCAGGGCGGGGCACCACCAACACGUCCCCGAGGUUGUGGAGCGCCUGAGGCACGACCGCGGAUUCAUACCAGAUGCCAUGAACCUGUGCCUGAGUCUGAUCACGCAGGGUCAGGAGGACACGGCCUUCGCCGUGCUCAAGACCUUCCCCACCCUCCAGGCGGAGGCCCAGAACGGAGACUCCCCCGAGCUGGGCAACUUCUUCCUGCGCCACUGCGUCAAUAUGGACAAGUCAGUGGAGAAGUUGCAGACCUACUGCAAAGAGCUCCAAGACUCUGGCUUGCACUCGUCAGCCCUGCAGUUCACACUCUACUGCACCCUAGAGGCCAAGAAGACAGGCAUGGCGGUGCAUCUGAUGAAGGUGAUGAAGGAGCAAGGCCUUCCCAUAAGGCCACACUACUUCUGGCCCCUCCUCACCCAGCACCAACGGGACAAGAACACGCAAGCCACAGUGGAGGUCCUGAAAGGCAUGCAGGAUUUGGAAGUACUGCCCGACGUGGAGACAUAUUCCAGUUACGUCCUGCCCACCUUCGACAGCCUGGAGACCGCCCGCGCGGCCCUUAAGGAAGCGGGCUUCUCUGUGGACACGGAGGGCUUUUCUGCGUCCGAGGUCCGGGCGGAGGCUGUGAACCUGCCGAAGCUGCUCGUUCUCUUGUCGUCUCCGUCCUGCCCUGCCGUUGACUUGAGCUUGUUCCGAGGGAGCCUGACCCUGGGCUUCAAAAAGUCGAGUGACGUGGAAUGCAUGACCAAGAUUACUGAACUGCUGUACCAGGACCCGCGGUUCAGCCAGACGUCGGGAGGCCCAGCCGAGGCUGUGUCCUACUUCCUGUAUAACUUGAUUGACAGCAUGACUGAGGAGGAGUUGCUGGCCCAGGAGGAGAAGCUCAGGCAAUACUUCCACCAGCUUAAGAACACGAACGUCAGAAUCCCGGUCAACAUCUACAGAGGAAUCCGGAACCUGCUGGAGUCCUGCCAUGUGCCGGAGCUCAUCAAGGAUGUGGUCAUCCUGGUUGACGGCAAAGAAGCGAUCGACACCUUGGACAUCCCAAGAGGAAAAGAGGGGAGGGGUGUAGGCCUUGAGAAGAGGCUGGAGGAGCUGAAGGCAGAGAACAAGCCCCUGGGAGCCACCCUGAAGCAGCUGAUCCUGUCUCUGUGCGCUGAGGAGAAACUGGACCGGGCCCUGGAGCUGAAGGCUCAGCACGAGGAGGACAUGGCCGUCGGGGGCUACGCCGCGCUCAUCAACCUCUGCUGUCGCCACGACAACGUGGAGGAGGCGCUGAACCUGAAGAGAGAAGUGCAACGGAAGGACUCUUCCGUGGCCCUGGACGCCGGCAAGUACCUGGCGCUGGUCAAGGUUCUCUCCAAACACGGAAAGGUGGACGAGGCGGUGGACAUCCUGAAGGAGAUGAAGCAGAAGGACGUGGCGGUGCGGGACGCCACCGUGGCGCUGAUCUUCCACGUGCUGAACAUGGCGGGUCUGCGGGGGGACGCCGCCACCGUCAGGCGGCUGCAGGAGACCAUCUUCUCCCUGGGCCUGGCCAAGCCCACCGCCAACCUCUGCUCCCCUCUCAUCACGGCGUACCUGGAGAGCGGUGACCUGACGGGGGCGCUGGACGCAGUGCUGGAGUGUCACAAGCAGUACAACCAGAUGCCCCGCAUUCACGACGUGCUGUGCGGCCUGGUGGAGAAGGGGGAGACCGAGCUGCUGCAGAAAGCGAUGGACUACGUGAGCCAGGAGCGGGGCGAGAUGACAAUGUUGUACGACCUCUUCUUCGCCUUCAUGCAGACGGGGAAGCACAGGGAGGCCCGCAAAAUCAUCGAGACCCCUGGCCUGAGGGCCCGGCCCGGGCGCCUGCAGUGGUUUGCAGAGAAGUGCAUCUCCAACAACCAGAUGGAGGCUCUGGAGGGCAUGGUGGAGAUGACGGCGAAGCUCUUUGAGUGUGACAGAGAUGAGAUGUACCACUACAUACUCCGGCUCUGCAAGGACACCAAUGAUUGGCGCAAGGCUGAUGCUACCUGGACCAAGAUGCAGGAGGAGAACGUGAUCCCCCGAGAGAGGACCUUGCUCCUGCUGGCUGACAUCUUCAAGAGCAACGGCCAGGAGGUGCCCUUCGAGGUGCCCGAGGUGUGGUACGAGGGUUCCACCGAAGCGCCGCAGCAAGAUUCGAAAAGCAAGAGCACGUUUAGCGCCCCCAGCCCUGCCCCCACCCCCCUGUCACCCAGCGACUACCAGCUGCGCCUUUUCACCCUGUGCAAGAGGGGCAAGGUACAAGAGGCCUUGAAAUUGUUGAAGGAGGUGGAUCAAAAGGGCAUGGUUUUGGGGCCUGCCCCCUACGACAGCCUGAUCAGAAGCCUUCUCGCCAAGGGCAGCAUCGAGGAUGCCAUGGCCGUCAGAGACAUUGCAACAACCCGGAUUGGCAGUUUCCAGCUGAGUGAAGUAGCCAACAGCCUCCUGGUCAUCUCGCAGGUGAAGUGUGGAAAGGUGAAAGAGGCCCAGGCCACCCUGACGUCCAUGCUGCAGGCCGACCAGGUGCCCUCCCAGCUGGCGGUGACCCGGCUGGUGCAGGGCCUGGGCACCCGGGGUGAGGCACGGGCCGUGCAGGAGGUGGAGAGCACCAUCAAGGCCAUGGCGUCCUCCCUCAACCUGUCGCGCAUGCUGUUCAUCAACAACACGGCGCUGGCGCACAUCAAGAGAGGGGACAUUGAGGCUGCGGUGGAGGGGCUGGAGGCCUUCUACACCCCGGGCAGCGAGGCCCAGGGAGCCGACGCUCCGGUCGCCAGCAUGUCCUACGUCUUCCGCAGGGUGAUGGAGGAGAACAACGAGGACGCACUGGACAAACUGAGUGGAAUGGCUGAGAGGCUGGCCAAUCACUUCGCCGUCUACAGACCCGCCUCUGACCUCUUCCUGCAGUACCUGGAAUCUGGCCGGGCAGAGGACGCCAAAUUCCUGCUGCAGCGCUGUGCUGCCAUUUCAGAACAGAAGGAUGUCCUGUUGUCUUAUGUCACCAGGGCUGCACAGAAACCUGGACAGGUGCACAAGAUCAAAACCAUGAUGGAGCUCAUCCCCGACUUCACCGAAAAGGAGGUCAUGUACCCCUACCUGAUCAAGAGCUACAGCCAGGAUAACGACCUGCCCUCAGCGAAGGCCCUGUACCAGAAGAUGCAGGAGGAGGGGGUCGCAGCGGACGAGCUGUGUCUGAAGAGGCUGGCCACGCUGUACAGGAACGGCGGAGAGGCCGUCCCGUUCGAGGAGCCCCCCGAGUCCUUCAAGUUUUACGCAGACAAGCUGAGAGAGAAGACCAAAGCGCAAAGCUUGGUUGAAGACGAUUAAAGAAAGGCUGUCUCCUGUGUUUUUUUUGUUUUCUCUUUUUUUAUAUGAGUUAUAUGAUCAGAAUCUGUCAAAUACUGUGAUGUCACCCAGUGUUGAACCCCAUGAGCCCUGCAUACUGAUGUACAGAAAGUAUUUAUGCUUGUCAAUAAAA
This is a messenger RNA of Megalops cyprinoides (Indo-Pacific tarpon), 4463 nucleotides long. RefSeq names its product leucine-rich pentatricopeptide repeat containing (gene lrpprc). The record is from RefSeq and is a predicted model, not a curated record. The transcript is spliced from 38 exons. The coding region runs from base 8 to 4312 and encodes 1434 amino acids. Gene Ontology annotation, molecular function: protein binding. Lineage: Eukaryota; Metazoa; Chordata; Actinopteri; Elopiformes; Megalopidae.